Molecule: messenger RNA, 1198 nt
Organism: Phalaenopsis equestris
Lineage: Eukaryota; Viridiplantae; Streptophyta; Magnoliopsida; Asparagales; Orchidaceae
Product: ABC transporter C family member 9-like
Exons: 3
Coding region: 323-1198 (291 amino acids)
Source: RefSeq, a predicted model, not a curated record
AGACAAGAAACCCAAUAGGCAGCGUCGUCAAGGAAAUCGUCAUGUCCUCCCUCAGUCUGAUCAUUUCUCUGCCCCACUUCCCUUCUAAAAGCCAAAGCCUCACUUCCACGCUGAACGCCAUGCAUUAAUCUAUUCUUUGUGAGGCGUUAUCUCUCCUCACACUACAAUAUAAUACUUCUUCCUCGGCCAGCUCCUCUGUUCCUCCUCCUCAGCUUUCUGCUUGAUAUUGAAGUCACAGGGGAGAAACAGUACACUGGAAAGAGGAGUUGAAGAAAAAAACAGUGGUUUAUAGUGCUGUAUUGCACACUUGCCCCAGUUAAACAUGUUUGAUUUAGCACGAUUCCGGCUGAAUUCUUAUUGGAAAGAAUGGUUGCAGACGAGUUCCCCAUGCUUUUGGAAGAACAUUUUCAUAUUCCUUAAUCUCUUUUUCCUGGUUUUAUUUUCAGCUCAGUUCAUCUUUAAAAUAAUUCUUGACCGUAAUGCACGAAAAACAAAGUACAAUGAGGAAGAACAAAAAUGUUCAGUAGAAAAAGCUAUUCCUGGAAACAUAAGAGUUGGAAAUUCAUACCAAGUCUGCAAAUGGUCUUGCUCAGCGAUUCUGCUCUGCCAAAUUCUCGAGCUCCUAUUAUUCCCAUCAAAUAAAUAUGACGGUCAAUGUGAACUCUCAGUCAAAUUUUUUUCUGAAAUAAUGAAGGCGCUAUCAUGCAUUAUUAUGCUGGUAGGCAUUUUCACUUUCAGGAGAAAAGCCACCAUCAUAAUCCCCUGGACAAUUAGAUUAUUAUGCCUGAGUAUCUUCCUCGAGUUUGCAACCAGCUUAUUUUUUAAACUGCAGUUUAUCCUUUCACACAAGUUGAAGAUGGGAGCAAGAGAACUUUUAAAUAUGAUUGCUCUCUUUUCCUGCAUGUGCCUGACAGCAAUGUCAGUCAGGGGACAAACAGGGAUCAGCGUCACCUCAAGCAGUGUAAAUGAACCGCUGCUGAAUGGUUCUGUGGAGAAACAAACAGAAACUAAAAGAGAAUGCCCGUAUGGGAGAGCAAGUCUUUCUGAACUCGUUACUUUCUCCUGGCUCAACCCAUUAUUUUCCAUUGGAAUCAAGAAACCACUGGAACAACAUGAAGUGCCUGAUAUUGAUGUAAAAGAUUCUGCGGAGUUCCUAUCACAAUCUUUUGAUGAGUGCCUUGAAAGAGAUUCCGGCUGA